AUGCGGGAAUUGUCUGGUGCAUUAGGAUGGCAUGUACAUCAAGGGUAUUAUUAUCUAUGUGAUACCAGUUACCCAAAUGCGGAGGGUUUUUUGGCUCCAUAUAGAGGUGAAAGAUAUCAUCUUUCACAGUGGCAUGGAGAAGAUAAUGCACCAACAACUCCACGAGAAUUUUUUAACACGAAGCAUUCUUCUGCACAAAAUGUCAUCGAGAGAACGUUCGGGUUGUUGAAGGGUAGAUGGGCAAUCUUGCGAGGAAAAUCAUACUACCCAAUAUAUAUCCAAUGUCUAACCAUCAUGGCGUGUUGCCUUUUGCAUAAUCUUAUCAAUAGGGAGAUGACUAACAGUGAACUGACCAAGGAUUUAGAUGAGGUGGAUUCAAGCUUUGCUACAACUGAGGGGAUGAGAUAA
Benincasa hispida (wax gourd) is the source of this 408-nucleotide messenger RNA. The record is from RefSeq and is a predicted model, not a curated record. Lineage: Eukaryota; Viridiplantae; Streptophyta; Magnoliopsida; Cucurbitales; Cucurbitaceae.